CGCUGAGAGAUGACAGAGCCAAUCUCAGCGCACACACGGCCCUGGGAGCUUGGAGCUGCGUAGAGCCGCCGCACCAAAGACACGGAGACGCGCAGCACCCUUUUUUUUUUGAUUUUGUGCGAAAAGGGACUUAAAGCCGUGAAUUAAGGGAGUUUUGCUUUUUUUUUUUUUUCAUCCUGUCCGCGCCUUCUCAAUCAGUCCGAACGUGGCCAUUUGCUCAAUGUCAUCAUGAUCAUCUUCUCGUCGCGCAGUGUACUGCUGUCAGUCUACUAUCCACAGAUCUUCCUGAUCCUGACGAGUGGCAGCUACCUGGCCCUGUCCUCGGUGGUGGCUCUGGGUGCCAACAUCAUCUGCAACAAGAUUCCCGGGCUGGCACCUCGCCAGCGGGCCAUCUGCCAGAACCGCCCGGACGCCAUCAUUGUUGUGGGUGAAGGCGCCCAGAUGGGCAUCAAUGAGUGUCAAUACCAGUUCCGAUAUGGACGCUGGAACUGUUCGGCGCUGGGAGAAAGGACAGUCUUCGGUCAGGAGCUGCGAGUAGGCAGUCGGGAAGCAGCGUUCACCUACGCCAUCACGGCGGCAGGGGUGGCCCACGCUAUCACAGCGGCGUGCAGCCAGGGCAACCUGAGCCAGUGCGGCUGCGACCGGGAGAAGCAGGGGUAUUACAAUCAGGAGGAAGGCUGGAAGUGGGGAGGCUGCUCGGCUGACAUCAAGUACGGCAUCGAGUUCUCCCGUCGCUUCGUGGAUGCCCGCGAGAUUAAAAAGACCCCACGCCGUCUGAUGAACUUGCAUAACAACGAGGCGGGGAGAAAGGUUCUAGAAGAAAGGAUGAAGCUAGAGUGCAAGUGCCAUGGCGUCUCGGGCUCCUGCACCACCAAGACCUGUUGGACUACACUUCCCAAGUUCCGCGAGAUUGGCUACGUACUCAAGGACAAGUACAACGAAGCCGUGCACGUGGAGGUAGUCCGGGCUAGCCGACUGCGCCAGCCCACCCACCUCAAGGUGAAGCAGACUCAGGGCUACCGAAAGCCCAUGGAGACGGACCUUGUCUACAUCGAGAGGUCACCCAACUACUGCGAGGAGGACGCAGCCACAGGGAGCGUGGGCACCCAGGGACGCCUGUGCAACCGCACUUCGCCACAUACAGACGGCUGCGACCUUAUGUGCUGCGGCCGGGGCUACAAUACACACCAGUACACCAAAGUGUGGCAGUGCAAUUGUAAGUUCCAAUGGUGCUGCUUCGUCAAGUGCAACACAUGCAGUGAGAGGACGGAGGUGUUUACCUGCAAAUAAGGACGUGAGGAACUCAGUGCCAGGAAUUGAGGCGCAAAGGACUAGCUGAAUGAGGAAGACCUGAGAGAGCGAGAUAAAUGUGUGACUUGGAUCAGUGAGAGAUUUUGAAAUAAAGGAAUGGAAUUUACACUAUCAGCUCUUCAUGGCAUCGUUUUGCACAGCAGAAUCUAUCUAAUUGCUUUUCAGAAAGUAAAUGCUAAAUAUCAGUAGGUAAUACCCCAGAACUUUACUGUCACAUAGAGGUUAUGCUCAUGUACUGAUGUAUCCACAGUGAAGUUGGGACCACAGGUAAUGAAUGAGGCCCUCGGUGGGAACUGUGCUUUGCACUCUGGGAUUUGUAACUGUUAAAUUGACAAGAGACUCGUGCAUGGAGAAGAAACACAGUAACCUGGGAGUUGAUCAAAAUGACAGCAGCUGAUGAUGGGUGACUGAGAGAGAUAUGUCAAGUCUUCAUUGAAAACCUUUAAGGGUUUUGUUGUAUUUUCACUAAAGGGGAAAGAAAAAGUGAAUCUUGACAUGAAUAACCCCCCAAACUGACUGGGGCUUAUGUUGGAGGUUUGCAGAAAUGAAGAACAUUUUGUAAGUAUGGUGCGUUGGGGUGCGCCAAAAUCUGAGUGGAGAACUCUGUUAAACCCUCUGCUGCCAACUGGAAUAUGGUGGAGUAUGUUAGUUUUCCAGUCACACUGGAACUGUCUGUUCUGAACACUGAAAAUAAAUUGUUUAUUUAUGUUAUAGUAUCUUAAAACGAAGCACUAACGGGUAGAGAUGUCUUUUUUUGUACUAAGUGUAAAGAAAAAUACUUUUUAGAAACUCUGACUGAAGAUGUGUGUCUAUUAGAAAAUGACCCCCCAAUCCCCAAAACACCUCAUCUUUUCUUAAAAAAAAGAAAGAAAAAAAAAGGUUUCAUUGCUACUGGUGUGAUGACAACAAAAGACAUCAUUACAGUGUGUUUCACAUUCAAACACCUUGGUUCUAUUGUAGCGUAGAUUGUUUGCAAUCCUUUUUUCCCCAAGCAGUAACAUCUAUUUGGAUGCCUUUGCCAUUUCAGUUAAGAGACCGUAGCAAGAAAACUCGUUUAACUGCAGAGAUCCUUCCUCAAUUCAUUAAACAUGAAACUGAUAUGUUGCUGGAUGUGUUGUCGAGUGCUGCACUGAUAUUUUUUAUUCAGAUACGACUCAUGAGAACUAAAUAAACUCCCAUUUGACUCAGUUUGGCAGUUCAUUGCUAAAAUAUCAACUGAAGUUGAACCUUAAUUCAUUUCAAAAAUAUCUAUAAAGCUGUGGUCAGUGGCGUGACUAAUACAACUAUACAGCCAUGCAUAUAAUAGCAGUGAUAACCAAACCUAUAGAAGAGAUUAUUAUUAUUAUUGUUAUUAUUUAGCCUGAUAUGCUGCCAGACAAGUCUUUAUCAGGUUUUUCACUUAAUACAAGGCAACAAUUUGGGUCUGAUUCACACUCACUUGUUCUCAUUAGAGUUAUAGAGGAAUUUUUACUCCUGAUUAGAUUAGCUCUGUUCUGCCACAACAAUAAAGGUGAAUUCAGUUUAUUUCAACUUGGAUCUUAUUUUAGAUUUGGAUAUCAUUUCUAUCAGUAAUGACAACAUUGUACUCACUAAGGUAAUUGUUGAGAGCUGGGAACACACUGAUACAGCUAAAUUGGAUGAGGUAAAAUCAAAAAGUGAGAUGAUGAGAAAAUUGAGAAAGGUUGAAAAACAAGCCAACAGUUUAGACAGAUCAUCUAAACCACUUUGUUGCUAAAGAGUGCACAACAAUAACAACCACAGCUGGUGAAAGUUGAAUCAUUCUGUCAACUGUGAUGAAUGUUAUCAUUAGAUAGCCUGGACAAUAAUUUCACUGUUUGCCUUUGUUUUUUCUUCUUGCAAAUACGUUUUGCUAGCCUUUUUAGAGAUGUCUCAGCAUCCUCAGACCAUUGAUAUUAAAAUCGGUAAGUACAAUGUGUUCAUAACUGAUAGGAAGGUUGGCCGGAGCUAAUAAAAAUUAGUUAAGUGCUGUAACUAUUUCUUGAUGAACAACAGUACCUCUGCAGUGACAACAAGACUCCAGAAAGUCAGUCUAUCCCGAUGUUGUUCUCCAAGAAGAUUGUUAAAGCAUUUAACUCCCUGUAAAACCAUAUAUUUUUGUUUUUACAUGCCUUUGUAUGAAUUGGACAAAAGUGAUACAUUGUGUUUAAUAUUAGUAAACUUUAAAGGUGUUGGUAGGUGUAUUUUUUUUAACUUUGGAGAGAUUCCAGCUAGCUGUUUCACACUGCUUUCAGUUUUUAUGCUAAGCUAAGCUAAGCUAAUUGCCUUCUGGCUCUAGCUCUAAAUGUGAUUCACAGAUAUGAGACUGGUAUCGAUCCUUUCGUUUAAGUGCUGGCAAGAAAGUGAAUAUAAGCGUUUUCACAAAAUGUUGAAUUGUUCCUUUAAUACAUGCAGCGUGAAAGAGGCUAAAUAAUCGGCUAUAGGCUAACACUUCACUUUGGGCUGAGAAUGUGCAGUGCUUUGGGGCACUGCAAGUUAUAACCACUUUGUUUUGUUUUGUUUUUUUUCAAUAUUUGCGUUGUUGCCGUCUAUUCAGCUUUAAUCUACAGUGCCGCAUUGUUCCGAGGUCAUGUGAGGUUUACAGACUAUAUAGGCCAGUUUAUCUUUUGGUUUACAUACUAAUUAAUAAGUUUAGAAUGUAUUAUAAUUUUUGCACAUUUAUGAUAACCACAUAUUUUAGAGAUCUAGAGACCGAUGAAGCCGAGUCGUGCACUUCGCAUGAUUAGUGCUGUUUAGUUUAGUAUUAUCAGUUUUAACUUAUUUUAUUUCAGUAGAGGUGCUACUCAGAUGGAUCGAGGACAGUUGUCAUGUAAAUGGUUUUGCAUAUUUACUCAGUAAAAGUAACUUAUUGAUAUAACAUAUCUAGCAUAUAGUCUCAUUCUGACAUUCAUGUUUUUCUUCUGAAAUAGAUUAAAAUAAAUCCAAUUGCAGGCAUU
Molecule: messenger RNA, 4265 nt
Organism: Seriola dumerili (greater amberjack)
Lineage: Eukaryota; Metazoa; Chordata; Actinopteri; Carangiformes; Carangidae
Gene: wnt7bb
Product: protein Wnt-7b
Exons: 4
Coding region: 229-1290 (353 amino acids)
Biological process (GO): neuron differentiation; cell fate commitment; positive regulation of JNK cascade
Cellular component (GO): extracellular region
Molecular function (GO): cytokine activity; frizzled binding
Source: RefSeq, a predicted model, not a curated record